Chanos chanos (milkfish) is the source of this 3709-nucleotide messenger RNA. It is a transcript of the gene ssh2a, whose product is annotated as slingshot protein phosphatase 2a. Gene Ontology annotation, molecular function: phosphatase activity; actin binding. Bases 1 to 3708 code for a protein of 1235 amino acids. Lineage: Eukaryota; Metazoa; Chordata; Actinopteri; Gonorynchiformes; Chanidae. The record is from RefSeq and is a predicted model, not a curated record. The transcript is spliced from 14 exons. Gene Ontology annotation, biological process: protein dephosphorylation; negative regulation of actin filament polymerization.
AUGACCCUUGGUAGCCUGGCCGUGUCUGGGAGCUCGGCGGCCGGGAGUUUCUGCUCUUGCUGUGGGGCGAAAAUGAUGCCAUACUUUUCGGACAAUGCAGUGGUGUCUCAGAAUCAGAUCAAUCAACUUAUCAGUGAAAGCUUCCUCACUGUGAAAGGUGCUGCUCUCUUCCUCCCCCGUGGAAAUGGCUCCUCCCCCUCUUCAGUGCCCCGCAUCACGCAGCGACGCAACAAACACACAGGUGACCUCCAGCAGCACCUACAGACCAUGUUCACCCUGCUUCGGCCAGAAGACACCAUCCGCUUGGCUGUGCGUCUGGAGAGUGCCUACCCUCAGUGCACACGCUACAUGGUAAUUGUUUCCACCAACGGCCGUCAGGACACAGAGGAGAGCAUUGUACUGGGAAUGGACUUCAGUUCCUCUGACUGUUCGUGCUCAGUGGGGCUGGUCCUCCCCCUGUGGAGUGACACUCUGAUACACUUGGAUGGUGAUGGGGGGUUCAGUGUGUCCACAGUAAACAGGGUCCAUGUGUUUAAGCCUGUGUCAGUCCAGGCCAUGUGGGCUGCGUUGCAGUCUUUGCACAAAGCUUGCGAGGUGGCACGUUGUCAUAACUACUACCCCGGCAGCCUGUUCCUGACAUGGGUCAGUUACUAUCAGAGCCGCGUGACCUCCGACCAGCUCUGCAUCAACGAAUGGAACGCCAUGCAAGACGUGCAGUCCCACCGGGCAGACUCUCCCGUGCUGUUCACCGACGUGCCCACAGAGAGGGAACGCACAGAAAGAUUGAUCAAGACCCGUCUAAGAGAGAUCAUGAUGCAAAAAGACCUGGAGAACGUCACUUCCAAAGAGAUUCGCACAGAACUGGAGAUGCAGAUGGUUUGCAACCUCCGAGAGUUUAAAGAGUUCAUCGACAACGAGAUGAUCGUCAUCCUUGGGCAGAUGGACAGCCCCACGGAAAUCUUCGACCAUGUUUACCUGGGUUCGGAAUGGAACGCGUCCAAUCUUGAGGAGCUUCAAAGCAGUGGAGUGCGCUACAUCCUCAACGUGACCCGAGAGAUCGACAACUUCUUCCCUGGUCUGUUUGAGUACCACAACAUUCGCGUGUACGACGAGGAAGCCACUAACUUACUGGAAUACUGGAACGACACCUACAAAUUCAUCUCCAAAGCCAAGAAAGCGGGUGCCAAGUGCCUGGUCCACUGUAAGAUGGGCGUCAGUCGUUCGGCCUCCACCGUCAUCGCCUACGCCAUGAAGGAGUACGGCUGGGACUUGGAGAGGGCUUUCGAACACGUCAAAGAUCGCCGUGCCGUCACCAAACCAAACCCCUCCUUCAUGAAACAGCUGGAGGAGUACCAAGGCAUCCUGUUGGCCAGCAAACAGAGACACAACAAACUGUGGCGCUCCCAUUCAGACAGUGACCUAUCAGAGCGUCGCGAGCCUCCGUGUCGGACCCCACACACCCUGGGCCGCUCGGACCCCCACAAUAACAACCGCACCAGCUCACCCUCCCUGCAGCAGGUCCUGGGCACGGCUGCUCUUCAGGCCUUAAACAGCAAAGCCGAAGUCCCAGAGUCAGAGCAAGACCGCGCCGACACGCUCUCCGAGCCGUCCACACUCACCACCACCAGCAGCGCUUCCAACCACGCCCUCUGUGACUCUGAGGAGAACCUCCUCCUCUCCUCCCAGAAACCCAAACAAGAGGAGGAUCCUUUCCUUCCCCCUCGGCCCAGGCCGCGGGCGGCCACAGUGGUGCCCGAGCAGAGCUCCCAGCGUUCAACUUUGCUGAGUGUAGCGACUACCGUGCCUAUAUCUGGACCUCACCCUCCACCCUUGCUCCACCUCAUCCCAACGGCUCCCUCUCUGGAGCCUCCAGCUGAAAAUGCUGCGGUAGAUCACUGUAAGCAGUCGUCUCCAUCUGUGCCUGAGCGAAACACAGACUCUGUCGAGCUGAUACUUAACGCACUUGACUCAAGUGAAUCUGAGGACUCUCAUCAGAUUAGCGAGUCCACUGUGUCAAAAAGCUUGGAGCUUUCUCUGGACAGUGGUUCUGGAGUUGGAGCCGAUUUAGCAUCACCGGGAAUACCCAUGGUUCUCGGCCCGUCCGGUCUGGAGUUGGAUCUCCAUGGUAACGAUGACAAUAACAACCCCAGUGGCACUCAGACAGAGUUAUCAGAUAGCCCAGUUAGCACAAACCCUUCCAGGCUCAGUACGGACAGCAUCGACUUCUUCAGUGCCCGAGAGAAAUUCCUCGGCCUGUCCCAGGACGGCUUGGCACGCUCCCUCUCGGAGCCGGCAGCUCCCCGGACGCCUCAUUCCAGAUGUCUCAGCCAGGAGCUGCAGCCCUCGUCUGCAGAGGAUGCCGAUGUGGUGCCAGCCAGCGAGGGAGACCAGAAAAACUGCUCUUCCCAACCAGAGGACAGCAGUGACAUGAGUUCUCAGACUGUAGCAGUCUCCCAGCCCCACAGCCAUGAUAAUGGAGUGUCUGUGCGUCACAUAGUGACUGAACUGGAGUCCAUAACUCACACUGUAACCCCCAUCAGUCAUCAUUCUGCCCAGGAGGAGGAGGACGAAGAUAACCAGGAAAAGGCAGAUUCCUCACACACCCCCUUCAUGCUGUCCACCAGCUGGCCCUCUGGCUCAGUGCGUCGUGUGACAAAGCAACUGGAGCUUAGGCUGAAGCAGGAGCUAGAGGACUCCCAGUCAGCAGGCGUCCCUUCCCCUUCCCGUUCCUCUCUUCCUUCACCCUGCAUGGACUGCACUCAGCCAUGCUCAGCCUCCCCGCCACCAGGGGGCACUGUAGACAUGGCCUGCAAUGAACCAGAAAACCGUCAUGGUGGAGAUACCAAAGAGCUGCACAAUUCAAACUCUGAGUUAGAUCCUUCAUUUUCUGUAUACCCAGUCAGCAAACAACCUCUAGAUUCUGACCAUGUUACAGUGAGCCCUCCUCAAGAGCUGGACCCUUCUAGCACCCUCUUGUGGUUGGAUGGUGUAACUGAAUUGGAGACAGACACAGAUGACCCGGUGCGCCCAAACGCACAGCUGGCCCGCAGCAGCGAGGACUUGGAGAAGAUUCAGGAGACUCUGCGGGAACUGCAGGCUUUUCUGUAUGAGGCCACGGGGCUGGGGGGCCAUUCAGGGACGGCUCAGGGCCAGCCCCCCCCAGCAGUUGGAUCAGAGGAACAGCAACAACCAGAGCUCCGGGGCCCAGCCAUGUGGCAGAGGGCUAUGGAGAUCGAAGCACGUAUCCGCCAGGCAGGCCUUACCCCGCCCUCCCUCAUGAAACGAUCCGCCUCCCUGGCCAAACUGGACUGUCUGGAACUCUCUGCCAAUGACCUGAACGACUGGGAUUUCCACGCCCCUAGCCCCUCCCCCGGCCCUCAGCAGCCAGUUGCUGCCUCCUCCUCCUUGCCAUCCACAUCCCACUCGCACUGCCCCGACGACGCACAUAAAAAACAGCGCAUUUUACCUCAGAGCCGGUCCAGUCCUGACCCCCCGGCGCCUCGGCUGGAGCCCGUCAGGACGGAGGGCUCCGCCCACCAGCACAGACUUUCAAGUGGCAGUGUCUCCCUCGAACAGAGCCACUGUCAACCCGUGGUUACCGUGACGACGACGCGGCAGCAGCAGCACGCAAAGCCACACCCUGCGCGACGGCUCCGCAGAGCAGCAGACAAGAAAAAGACUGUGACCGUCCUAUAUAACACCAUGUGAC